GAGCGUGUGGAGAGGUAGAGGAGAGUGUAGCGGCAUUAAGCAGCUCCGAGAUCAGCGGAUGCUGACAGACGCACAGCUGCUGAUGGGAAGAGGGAGACAGAGAAGACAAGACUCUCACACUCCAGAGGAGGAGAGCAGGUACCCUGUCCAUGUUCAUCAUCAGGCUGACUAGGACAGGAGGACAGCAGCGUCUCUGCAGCUACACGCAGACCGUUUUUUACAAUUCAGGUCACAGAAAAUGGGAGCACAAUGUAUCCUGAAGGGAAGCUUCAGCAGAAACCUUAUUAUUUCUUUACAAUCUGCAAUGGCUGUGAUAUGCAACCAGAGAACCUGAGUGCAGGAGCCAAGCAGCACCACCUUUAAGUGAACUCUGAAUUUGAUUUGACCUACUGGAACACCCUCUUCAAUCACCAGAUGGAGUGUUUUCCAUGUACUGUGUGUCCAAGUGCCUUGCUUCUGAUCAGAACUCUGCACCUACUACAUACAGGAACAGAUGGGCAAUAAGGUGUUUAAUGCUACAUGAUUGCCCACGAUGGACAGUAGUACCUUGAGAGCAGUUGCCACAUGCCCUGUUUUUCUAUCGCUUAAUGGAAAGAAUGAUAAAGGUUGUCUGGACCUUACAAUGAGAAUUCACUGACAAGCACAAGAAACCCAGGAGAAUCAAGGACACAUUGACUGUGAGAAGAGGAAAUAAAGGACAUCUUUUUUGGGCGAUAGUAACAAAGAAGCUACAUAUAUAAAUGAACAUCAUCUGCAGAUUGUCAUAAAAACCAAAAGAACAAUAGGGAUUCCUGACACUACUUCCAGGCUGGCUGUCAUUCCAGCAGCUCAAGGAAUCCCUCAGUAUCUCACUAUAUUCUACUAAAUAGUCUGCUACUACAGAACUCACUAUAAUUUGAAUCCUCUAAGAUUCAUUCAAAAAACCAUAGCUCCUAUGAGGUCUUUCCAAAGUGUCAGCAAGUGUAGAAGGUUUUUAGAUAUCUACACUAUCCAGUGGUCUCUGUCCACUCCUAUAGCUGCAGCCACUUGGCAGGCAUGGGCCUAUGGAAAAUGUUGCUCCUGCAAGGUUGCUAAAACAGCUUUAUUGAAUAAAUAAUAAAGUAUUACCAUCCCUGUCUAGGCAAAUGUAGGGGGGUGCACAAACUACUGUUGAUCAAGGUUGGUAAUCUGAGGUAUUACAAAUUCCAAGAAUCCCAAUGUUCAAUUUAAUCUCUUUAUUAGCUAACAUCAUUCAAACUUAAAGUUAGCAUCACAUACCCACCAAAAGGGACCAUGGAUAUCAAUGGGAGCCAGGACUAUGGGUCCUAUCCAACAGGGCUGCCCUAUAACACAAGUAUGGACUAUGAGGACUACUACCAGGAGCCUGACGCCAGUAAAAUCAUCAUUCCAUCCAUUUAUGCUCUUGUCUGCUGUGUAGGCCUUAUUGGCAAUGCCAUGGUCAUCUAUGUCAUUCUGAAAUACGCCAAAAUGAAAACAGCCACUAACAUUUACAUCCUCAACUUAGCAAUUGCUGAUGAGCUGUUCAUGUUAAGUGUUCCUUUUCUGGCCACAUCAGCUGCUGUCCGUCACUGGCCCUUUGGGUCACUGAUGUGUAGACUGGUGCUGAGCGUAGAUGGCAUCAAUAUGUUUACAUCAAUCUUUUGCCUGACUGUGCUAAGUGUGGAUCGUUACAUAGCAGUGGUCCAUCCUAUCAAGGCUGCCCGCUACCGCAGACCCACUGUAGCCAAAGUAGUCAAUGUCUGUGUUUGGGGGCUAUCACUCAUAGUCAUCCUGCCCAUCAUUAUCUUUGCAGACACUGUCCCUGCACAGGACGGUGGUGUGGAUUGUAAUUUCUUGUGGCCUGAAUCGGCGUGGUCAGAAGCAUUCGUGGUCUAUACCUUCCUGUUAGGGUUUCUGCUGCCGGUCGGAGCCAUCUGCUUAUGCUACUGUUUAAUGGUGGCCAGGAUGCGAGCAGUGGGACUAAAAGCAGGCUGGCUUCAAAGACGACGCUCGGAGAAGAAGAUCACGCGCAUGGUUCUGCUAGUUGUGGCGGUGUUUGUCCUCUGCUGGAUGCCCUUCUACAUCGUCCAGCUGGUAAGCGUUUUCCACCGGCCCCCAGACCCAAUGGUCACUCAGCUUUUUGUCAUCCUCAGCUACGCCAACAGUGGCGCCAAUCCUAUUCUGUAUGGCUUUGUGUCCGACAAUUUCCGGCGUUCCUUUCAACGCAUUGUGUGUUUCCGGUGGCUGGAGACUGGGCUGGACGCGGAACAGGUGGAUUACUGUGCUGUCGCUUUGAAGAGACAAGCAACAUGUAGCCCUCUGGAUUUUCCUAAGGACUGUAUGGCUUCUGAUAUGGUGUUUCGCAAUGGGACAUUUACCUCCCGUACAACCACAGUGUAAGCAGAACAGGACCUAAAACAAGUAGCCACAACCCAAGAUGGACUUUUUCAAUCUUUGGCUUACACAGGGGAGUUUGAUAUUUAAUUGUGAGUCAUAUGUUUGUUAUAAAAACUCAAACUCGGAAGUUCCAAAUAUAAGUUCCUGGAAAACACAAGUGUGCCAAACAAAAAUAUAACAGACCACACGUAAACUUGUUAAUGUCAGGUGUCAGGAGGAUUUUGGGACAUCGGCCACAAAGUUGAGAAAACCCGAAGAACAGUUAAUGGAAGAAAGAAAGUGUACAGUUCAGCAGUCAACCCCAGCUGGCUGACAUGUUGGGAUAAAAACUGACAAUGAAAAAGAUGUAUAUAACUGUAAGGAUACCACUAAUUCUGUUAUCAAGGGGACAAGGAUGUAAAGCACAGGUGAAUGUAAGCACAAAAAUGGUAAUGCUUAACAUUUUGAUUGAUAGGCAUAAGAAGCUGCCUGGGAAGCCCAUGAGUUACACUGUUAACCCCAAUCCAUCCAUGACACAAAAUUCUAAUGUAAAGUCUACAUAAAUGCCCAGGAUUGUCAAAAUGACACAAAAACUUUAUGUUCACUCGACACAAAAACUCAUCUCUCUUGACAUAAUUUUGUUAAUGGUAAGUCAACGAUUUUUGAGUUUUGAGCUAAGUUGACUAAAAUGUAUGAAGCUGAUUUCACCUAAUAAGUUGAAGGUCAAUAAAUAACGCUAUCAUUGUGCUCUUAUUGUGACAACAUAUUGUGAUGUGUUGAGGCUAGAUGGGUGGAGUUUUCCAGCAUGCCAUGAGACAAUGUGUUUAAGGCCAUAAGCCGAAGAAAACUGUGUUUAAAUGUGUUUUAAAUCACUCACGUUACCCAUUACACAGUGAUUAAUGUUUAUGUGCUUUACAAUGCUUCAAAUGGGUUACAGUUAAUGUUGUGGUAAAAAACCAUUUUCCACCACACGUUAUGUCGUAUACACAGUUAGUGACCUCCUGCCUGUGUGGAUAUAAGAGUGUCUUUUAAAAAGUUUAGGCAAGGGAAAAUAAAGAGCACUUCCAGGUUCAGCCUUCAUCUCUUUGCCUUAUUCUAGAAAAAAAAAUGUUGUCAAAUGUGUACCAAAUGUUUUCAUGUUAAUAUGACAUAGAAUUCAAUGCUCAAGCAACAACUGACAUAAAAUUCCUGUUAGAUAAGGGUCAUGUGACACAUUUAUUUUUGUGCCUGGUAUACUCAAAACUUUUAUGUUGCUGUAUUGUACUAAACUAAAAGUUCUGAGUGCAAGCUGUUUAAAUUUAAGUUGAGUGAGCGAAUUGGGGUUUACAGUGUAAUUAGAAAUGUGAAAAUGUAUUUUCAUUUCUCAUAAAGUAAUUGUUUAUUAACAGAUACACCACAGUAAAGCUUCUCAUGGCACCCUCAAAAUCAACAAAUUCUACACAACUGUGGUUAAAAUCCCAUUUGAAAAAGUUUCACUUAAUUCCCACAGUUCACAAAAGUUUGCCAUGGCAAAAUGAACCUUCAAAAAAGAAAAAAAAAGAAAAAAAAAAUACUGUCUGGUGAAAACGUUCCUAACCAAUUCUGUGAAGAAUUAACAUUAAUGGACCAAACAUAAGCUAGGAGCCUGGAGGACAUCUGGAAAUUAAUGAGUGCUAUUGGGCAUUAUAGAAAAUCAGGAGGUAUAUUUUUAACUAAAUAUUUAUUUGUCUUUAUAUCAAUUAUAAUAGCAUUAUCCAUAAAAUGAAAACUGAUUUUGAUUCAAUUUUACCACAUAUUGUUCAGAUCUGUCAAACUUUUAAAUGUAAUUGAUCUAGUCUAACUUUUAUGCAGUUGUUCUGCAGAUUUCUUCACCACAAAGUUCAAUUCAAAAUUUUUGAUGAACUGAAAUUUUUUGGGGCUGACAACAAGUGUCACCAAGCUUAAUGUCAUAAUAUGCUAAUGUGCUGGUUUUACUUUUCAGUAACAUGCAAGAAUGAUUUGAUCAUUAAAAAAACAAAACAAAAAAAAAACCUUGGGAUGGGGUGUGGGGGGGACGUGUUGGGUGGGGCCCCAAAAAGGCUUGUGUUGGCCCUGGAUAUCACCCACAAAAGAGAAAGGUUAAGUAACAGUGUCGUUUUUUAAUGUUGUUUGAUUCUUUCUGUGUGCUUUUCUGUAUUUGCUGUAUCUGUAUUUGUUAAUUAUUUGUUAGUAGAACUGUUUAAAUUUGAGAUUUGGCUUUGCAAAUUGAGCCACAGCUGUUUUGCUUGAGUUGCACAACAUGACAGAAAUGGCUGAAAAAAAAGAUGUAUAUGCUGAGUUCAUGUUUCUAAAUUACAAAGGCUCACAAAAGUGAUAUUUUCACCUGUGAUUUCACUUUGUCAUUUUGUGUUUUACAGAUUGUGGGGAGGGGUAGGCCUCAACAUAACAUGGGAACAAAAAUGUUCAGCCUUAUCAAAUGCUCUAUGUUGUGCCAGUCCUCCAUAGGGACCCUUGACCUUUGACGACCAAAUUCUAAUUAGUUUAUCCUUGACUCAACCUCAUCCUUGACCACCAUAAAAUGAAUCAGUUGAUCCUUGAGUUUAAGUCAACCCUUGUGCCAAAUUUGAAGAAAUUCCCUUUAUGCGUUCCUGAGAUAUUGCAUGGAAUGGAUAAAACGACUGAGGGAUGGACAUUUCUGGUGGUGGAGGCAUAAAAACUGUUAGUGUACCAAAAUAAUUUUUAACAUCUAUGGGUUUUUUUUUGGUGAAACCUUCUUCAGUGCCAAUUCUACCUUUAUCAGAGCCACAUUUGUUUUAGAUGUCUAAACUUAAUGUCACUGUUCUAGCUCCGUAAAAGUGAGCCUCUCUGGGGUGUCAGUGGCUUAGUGGUAGAGCAGGCGCCCCAUGUACAGGGCUGUUGCCGUAGCGGCCCGGGUUUGACUUAAGCCUGUGGCCCCUUGCUGCAUGUCACUCCCUCUCUCUUUCCCCCUUUCACACUUGUCUGUCCUAUCAAAUAAAGGCUAAAAAUGCCCCAAAAAAUAUCUAAAAAAAAAAAAAGAAAAGAAGUCAGCCUCUCCUAAGGAUUGUGAAAUUUAUUUUACCUUGUAGAGCUU
This is a messenger RNA of Epinephelus fuscoguttatus (brown-marbled grouper), 5425 nucleotides long. It is a transcript of the gene sstr1b, whose product is annotated as somatostatin receptor 1b. Gene Ontology annotation, biological process: cellular response to glucocorticoid stimulus; neuropeptide signaling pathway. Gene Ontology annotation, cellular component: membrane; neuron projection. Lineage: Eukaryota; Metazoa; Chordata; Actinopteri; Perciformes; Serranidae. The transcript has 2 exons. The coding region runs from base 1273 to 2379 and encodes 368 amino acids. The record is from RefSeq and is a predicted model, not a curated record. Gene Ontology annotation, molecular function: somatostatin receptor activity; neuropeptide binding.